AUGCGGCAGGAGCCGGAAGUCAAGGAGAACAUGACAGAGAACGAGAUCAUGACUCUCAACUGGCUCCAGGGAGCCAGCAUCGCCAAUGGAAGGAGAGCCAUGGGCGACGAAGAAGACCGAAGCCAGAUGCUGGCAGUGCAGACCCCGCGCGGGAAGGAUCUUUCCACUUACACUGCGAAGAUCCCCAUGGGCACCCUUGAGGAGCUCAAUGGACCCGACUUCAACGCGCUGGAUCAGAGCUCGGAAAUGAAGAUUGCCAUCGCCACCUACGUGACCUGGGUCCAUGACGGCUGCGCCAAUUGGGUGCGAGAGCACGUACAAGAGGCGACGAUCUUCAAGUUCAUGUCGGCGGCGGAGGCCAAGUAUCCCUCGGAGAACCCCUUCCACAACUAUUCGCACGGCUUGGAUGUCCUCUAUUCAGUCUCGCGCUCCUGCAGGCUGACGAACUUGGAGGCUCUCCUCACGGAGACAUCGCAGUUUUGGCUGCUCAUUGCCUCCAUCGGCCACGACUUGGGACAUCUAGGUGUGAACAACCAGUUCCUGGUCGAGACCAACCACGAGGUUGCUGUCAAGUACAACGAUCGAUCUCCUCUGGAGAACAUGCACUGCGCGACGCUCUUCCAGGUCGUGAACUCGAGUGCCGAAACAAACGUCUUCGCCAAUGUGGACAAGGAGACCUACAAGGACAUGCGCCGGGGAAUCAUCGCAGCUAUCCUCCACACGGAUAUGGUCAAGCACAACGAGAUGAUCAAGGAGCUGUCCUUGCUCUAUCAGAUGAACUCCGAUGCGUUGGAUGCGCUCAAGCCAGACGGCGUUGUCCACAGCUCGGCAAGCACCACGCAGACGAUCCUGAACGCCCUCCUGCAUUGCGCAGACAUCGGGAAUCCUAUGAAGCCAUGGGACAUCUGUUACCAGCUGGCCCAUCUUUGCUUGGAUGAGUUUUUCGCCCAGGGCGACAUGGAGAAAGAGAAAGGCAUCCCGGUCCAGAUGCUCAAUGACAGAGACAAAGUGAACCGGCCGAAUUCGCAGGUCGGCUUCAUCGAGUUCGUUAUCGCUCCGAUGGCUGAGUCCAUGAGCAACAUCUUCCCCCAGCUCGACCAGCUCUCCCAUAAUCUGAGCUUCAACGUGCAGACAUGGCUGCAGAUGUGGAUCGAUGAGGCGGCGCCUCCGGAGGAGCAAGCCUCGAAGGUCUCGGAGCGCGUGAAGCGAGUUGUGGCGAGGUGCAAGGCAAGCACGCGCGAAGAGCGGGGGAUUCCGGAAUAG
Symbiodinium sp. CCMP2592 is the source of this 1263-nucleotide messenger RNA. Lineage: Eukaryota; Dinophyceae; Suessiales; Symbiodiniaceae. The record is from the annotation of a GenBank genome assembly.